ACCGUAGUCCGUACCUAGUUUUCGGCUGAUGAAAAUGGCGGAUGUUUCUACAACUCUGCGUUCUGUGAUAAAACAUAGUGGAUUUUUCACAAUUUUUGAGUGAAAAUGUGAAUACCAUGAAUUAAAACUUGUCGUGAAGUGUGAGUUUUCGAUAUUACACAAUGUGGCGGACAGCGAUGAAUCGUUUCGGUGCGGGGAACUGGAUUUUCUUGGUCGCUUGUUUGAAUUUGUUUACCUUCACCCGAGGCGGCGGGGAGGUGCGGGCGCUGGCGCUGGCGGCGGAGCCGGCGGACGCGGUGGCGGCGGCGGGCGAGCGCGUCCUGCUGGCGUGCGCCGCGGCGGCGCCCGCGCGCCUGGCGUGGCGGUUCAGCGCUGCGGCCGCUCCCACGCGCGACCACGCUCUGCCCGCCACGGAUGCGGCGCGCCUGCAGCUGGCCAACGGAUCGCUGGUCAUAGACAGCAUGUCGGCGGCGCUGGCCGGUCACUAUCAGUGCGUCGCGACAGUCGACGGCGUCGGCACCCUUCUCUCUCGCGUCGCUACGCUCUUCCUAGCAGAGGUGCCGGAGGUGGCGGACGCGGCGGAGGGCGCGCGCGUGGUGGUGGGCGUGGAGGGCGCGGCGGCGCUGCUGCCGUGCCGCCUGCGCACGCCGCCGCGCCUGGCCGUGCGCGUGCUGCCGGCGCCGCACCGGGACACUCGCGUGUACGGCGCCGUGCGCCCGCCCUCGCCGCCGCCGCUGCUCCGCGUGAACGUGACGUGGCUGAAGAACGGGUCGCCGGUGGCGGUGGACGGUGGGCGCGUGGCGCUGCUGCCGUCGGGUGCGCUGGAGCUGGAGCCGGUACGCGCGCACGAUGCCGCCGCCUACCGCUGCCGCGUGACGCUGCCGGCGGACCCAGCGCGCGCGUCGCUCGGGCCCGAGCUCCACCUGCGCGUGGACGCGGCGCCGGCGCAGGAGACGCCGCCGCGCUUCGUGGCCACGCCGCAGCCGGUCACCGUGGUGGAGGGGGCCUCUGCCACCUUCGACUGUGCCGCCGUCGGCAACCCCAAGCCGGAGAUGGUGUGGCUCAACAACGGAGUCGCUAUCGACCUCAACGACCUGGACUCACGGUUCUACCUGGUGGGGUCGGGGUCUCUGCGCGUGCAGUCGGCGCGCGCGCUGGACGCCGGCGCCUACACCUGCCGCGCCACCAACCGCCUCGACUCCGCCGACCACUCCACGCACCUCGCCGUCAUGACGGCGCCGCGCGUGUACGUGCGCGACAGCGAGGUGCGCGCGCGCGCCCGUGGCGACGUGACGCUGCGGUGCGACGCGCGCGGGCGGCCGCAGCCGCACGUCGCGUGGCUGAAGGACGGCGAGCCGCUGACGCCGAACAGCCACGACAUCACGCUGGUGGACGGCGCAUCGCUGCGCAUUCAGGGCUUGCUGGACGUGGACGCGGGCGUGUUCCAGUGCACCGCCACCUCGCCCGCCGGCAACGCCGCCGCCGCGCUGCGCCUGCUCGUCGCGCCGCCCGCGCCCGCCGAGACAGUCGCUAGCGAUAGCGUAGAGCCAGGCGAGCCGGCCGAGGAAGGGUCGUGGCUGGGCGAGACGUCGUCGGCGUACACGGCCGCGCCGCGCGACGACUACGACGACACACUAACCGAUAACGACGACUAUUUCUUUCACGCUGCCGAAGACUGGGAGGGGCUACCGGAGAACGCGAGCGUGGUCGCGCCGCCGCGGAACUUUAGGGCGGUCAUCGUCAAACACAGGUUCGUGACGCUGAGCUGGGAGGAGCCGGCGCGCGGCGCGGAGGAGGUGACGGGCUACGUCGUGCUGUACCGGGUCAAGGGGAGCGAGCGGGAGCGGGUCGCGCGCGGCGGGCUGCGCCACGAACUGAACGUGGGCUCGCUGCAGCCCAACACCACUUACGAGCUCAGCGCGCGGACACUCUCGCGCUCCGCCGCCUCGCCGCCCACCGACACGGUGGAGGUGCACACGCCGGAGGAGGAGGCGGCGUGGGGCCCGCCGGCCGACGUACGCGUCGAGCCCGCCGGCCCUCACGAGCUGCGCGUCACGUGGUCGCCGCCCGCCUCCGCCCCCGCCCCUGCCGCCGCCGCCGCCCUACCUGCCGCACCGACGAAGUACGCCGUGUACUACACUGAGGUGGAGAGUAACAGGGAGCAAAGUAUAUUCGUGGAGCAAUCGCCCGCGACGAUCACCGGUCUCCGCGCCGCCGCGCAGUACGUCGUCCGAGUGGCGGCCGUCGGUGGCGUGCCGUCCGCCGAGCGCAACGCGCGUACGCAGGCCGACGCGCCCGCCGCGCCUCCCGGCAACGUCACCGCCACGCCCACCGGCGACACGUCGCUGCUGGUCCGGUGGGAGGCGCCACCGGCGAAGUCGCUGCGCGGGGCGCUGACCGGGUACAAGGUGCGGUACCGCGCCGCGCCGCCGUCCCGCCGCCGCGCCGGCUCGCUCACCACGCCGGCCGACGUGCGCCGCGCCGAGAUCCGCGACCUGGAGCCCGCCGCCACCUACCAGAUCCGCGUGUGCGCCAUCAACGCCAACGGCUCCGGCCCGUUCAGCGAGUGGGUGACAGCCGCGACGCAGGCCCGUCGUCGCGCCGAGGCCGCCGUGCCCGACGCGCCGCCGCCGCUCACUACGCGCGCAGGGCGCGACUGGAUCUCGGUGUGGUGGGGCGAGGGCGGGGGCGGGGCGCUGGUGCGGGGCUACGCGCUGGGCUGGGGGCUGGGCGUGCCGGACGAGCACGCGCGCGACCUGCCCGCGCACGCGCACUCCUACGUCAUCCGCGGCCUCGCCUCCAACGCCGAGUACGUUAUAUCGCUCCGGGCCAGCAACGCGCUGGGAUUGGGCCCGGCUGUGUACGCCACGGUGCGCACGCGCGCGCCGCCCGACCUGGCCGACCCCGACGACGACGGGCCCGACGAGCCCGACGACCCCGAGGACCCCGACGACGACCCCGACGACGACGACACGCCGCCGCUCAUCCCGCCCGUCGGCCUCAAGGUGAUAAUGCUGAGCGGGACCACGGCCGUGGUGUACUGGACGGACCCAACGCUGCCCAAGGGCCAGGCGGCGACGGACGGGCGACGCUACGUGGUGCGGUGGGCGGCCGCAGGAGGGCGGCCCCGUGUCUACAACGCCACCGACCUCAACUGCAUGCUCGACGACCUGCGCCCGCACACCACAUACGAGUUCGCCGUCAAACUCAUCAAAGGCGGGCGCGAGUCGGCGUGGUCGAUGCUGGCGUCCAACACGACGCUGGAGGCGGCACCGGCGUCGGCGCCGCGCGACCUGCGCGCCGCUCCCGCGCAGCCCGCCGCCCGCGCCGUUGACCUCACCUGGAUGCCGCCCGCCCGCCCCAACGGCGUCAUCACCGGCUACGUCCUCAUGUACGCCGUGCAGCGCGGCGGCGGCGCGGGCGGCGGGGGCGGGGCGGAGGAGUGGGUGGCGGUGGGCGUGGCCGGCGAGCGUGGCCGCGCGCGCCUCGACCGCCUGCGCCCGCGAACGACUUACGCCUUUAAAAUCCAGGCCCGAAACUCCAAGGGUCUCGGGCCGUUCAGCGCCCCGCUGCUCUAUACCACGGGACCGGGCGGCGAGGGCGGCGGGCUGGCGGGCGCGACGUCGGCGUGGCUGUGGGCGAGCGCGGGCGGCGCGUGCGCGGUGCUGGCGCUGGCCGCCGCGCUCGCGCUGUCGCUGUGCUGCCGCCGCCCGCGCGCCACGCUCGACCCCGACACCAGCACGUACCAGAAGGCGUCGGCGUCGGCGGGCAUCAAGCCGCCCGACCUGUGGAUACACCAUGACCAGAUGGAGCUCAAGCACAUGGACAAGAGCCUGCACAGCUCCGCCAUGUCGGCGGGCAGCGUGGAGGGCGGCGGGCUGGUGUCGUCGACGCUGACGCUGGCGCGCGCGCCGCCCGCCGAGUACGAGCCCGCGCGCCACGCCCCCCUCGCGCCGCACCUUGCUUCGCUCGACCGCCGCUACGUCCCCACCUACGUCGCGAUGACCGGCAUGGGGGUGGGCGUCGGCGUGGGCUGUACCGCGACGUGCGACCGCCGGCGGCACCUGCCCGAUCAGAGCACGCCGCUGCUGGGGGGCAUGGCGGGGGGUGGGGCGGGCUCGCCGCAGUCGUCGCUGGCGUCGCUGCACGCGCCGCCGCCCGCGCCCUGCGAGUACGGCCCUGCGUCGCGCGGCACGCUUGCGCGCCCGCACUCACCGCGCUCGUGUGUCGCAGGCGGCGCGGGGGCGUGUCCGCUGGGCGCGGCGUGCGCGGCGGCGGGCGGCGGCUCCGAGCUGUACGCCACGGCGUCGACGGCGCGCGAGCGCGGACAUUACGUCGCCUACGAGCCGCUCGGACAUUACACGCAUCGCGACUCGCUGAGCAGUGAGGCGGGGGGCGGUGGCGCGGGUGGGGCUGGUGCGGGGGGCGGGUCGCUGCAACGGCGCGGCGCGUGCGGCCCGCCCAUGCACAGCUUCGCGCUGCCCGACGACGACCACUCCACCCCCUCGCACUCGAAACCGAGCAGCGUGCGAGACACUUCGCCGUACAAGAAGAGCGCGUCGUCGUCGCCGGGGCGGCUGCUGGGCGGCGGCGGCGCGGCGGGCGGCGCGGCAGGCGAGCUGGAGCCGCUCACGCCGUCGCGCUCCACCGAGCGCCUGCACCGCGAGAUGCAGAAUCUCGAGGGCCUCAUGAAGGACCUGUCCGCCAUCACGCAGCAGCAGUUCCACUGCUAGCGCGCGCACGAGCGCCUAAUUAUACACAAACUAACGAAUUAUUUAUUUUGAUAUUUUAAUCGCUCGGCGAGAUCUCGAGCGCGGUGUAAGAUAUUUUGUGCCAUUAGUUUAUACGACGCGGAGGUUGCGACCGCCGACGCGCGCGGUCGCGGCCGGUGUAUACAUAUUAUGUAAGUACCGAGCUAACGUCGGGUGAGUCUCCGCGACGCGGCGGAGAGACCGUUGUAAAUAUUAUUCUAGGGACGUUCGCUCCUCCUAUUUAACGUAGCUACUAUAAUUAUUAACUUUAAUAUGGAACACGUUUUGAUAUCGUCCUUUACGUAUUUUGUACGAGGGCCGCGAGGCUACCCUUCUCGAAUUCAGUUUUCAAGUAAAUAAUUUUGUAUCGCGAGGAGAAGUGAACCAGGGGUGGGGUGCGCUCUCCGACCACGGCGGUGUGCCGGUCGGGGAGAGUCGGGGGGAGUCGGCGUCCCGGCGGCUGUAGCG
This is a messenger RNA of Aricia agestis (brown argus), 5219 nucleotides long. It is a transcript of the gene fra, whose product is annotated as neogenin. The record is from RefSeq and is a predicted model, not a curated record. Gene Ontology annotation, biological process: cell-cell adhesion. The transcript has 23 exons. The coding region runs from base 162 to 4733 and encodes 1523 amino acids. Gene Ontology annotation, molecular function: protein binding. Lineage: Eukaryota; Metazoa; Arthropoda; Insecta; Lepidoptera; Lycaenidae. Gene Ontology annotation, cellular component: membrane.